Tarenaya hassleriana is the source of this 5016-nucleotide messenger RNA. RefSeq names its product ABC transporter C family member 4-like. Gene Ontology annotation, molecular function: ATP binding; ATP hydrolysis activity; ABC-type transporter activity. The transcript has 12 exons. Gene Ontology annotation, cellular component: vacuolar membrane; plant-type vacuole. Lineage: Eukaryota; Viridiplantae; Streptophyta; Magnoliopsida; Brassicales; Cleomaceae. The record is from RefSeq and is a predicted model, not a curated record. Gene Ontology annotation, biological process: transmembrane transport. The coding region runs from base 180 to 4757 and encodes 1525 amino acids.
AGAGCGUGAAGGAAUCAAACUUCCACACGGAGCUCUUGUCCCUUUUUCUCGUUUUACAUUUCUGUUCAAAGACGAACUCUUCCAACAAGACUCGUGUUCGGCUUGGAGGAGAAACAGAGCCCAUAAAUGCGAAGAAUCUGACCUUUGUUUUUUAUUUUCUCGGAGAGUUUUCCGGGAAAAUGUCUUCCUUUUAUUAUUAUUCCUCAUGGGUCUCCGACCUCUCUUGCUCGUCGGCGUCGGUCAUUGACCAGACGUCCUCUGUUCCGGUGAUCAUCCAAUGGCUGAGAUUCGUCCUCCUCUCUCCCUGCCCUCAGCGCGCACUCUUCUCCGCCGUCGAUCUUCUCUUCCUCCUCGCUCUCGUUCUCUUCGCUCUCCAGAAGCUCUUUUCUUCUUCUACUGCUCGAACGGAGACCAACGGAAACGCCGAAAUCAGCAAACCCCUCAUCGGAGGCCGCCGAAGAACCCUAACCAGAACGACCGCGUGGUUCAAAACGACGCUCCUCGUCACCUUUCUCCUGUCGUUUUCCUCUAUCGUGCUCUGCGUUUUGGCCUUCACCCGGACCCAGACUCCAUGGAAGCUCGUCGAUUCUCUGUUUUGGCUGGUCCAUGCCGUUACCAACGCCGUCAUCGCGGUUUUGAUCCUCCACGAGAAGAGAUUCGAUGCUACAAAUCACCCUUUAUCACUACGAAUCUAUUGGGUUUUCAGUUUCGUGGCCACAACUUUGUUAGCCGCCGCCGGGCUUAUCCAUAUAUUCUCCGGAGAGACCGCCGCCGCGAGGUUGGUGGCAGACGACGUCGCUUCGUUCGUCUCAUUCUUGUUGUCGGCCUUUCUGCUUCUGGUGUCCAUCAGAGGAUCCACCGGCGUGGUCUCGGUGUCCGAGACGGAGCCGGAGUACGACGUCGUUCUGGACAAUUCCAAGAAUGUCUCUCUGUUCUCGUCCGCUUCGGUUUUGUCGAAAGCCUUCUGGUUGUGGAUGAAUCCUCUUCUGAGCAAAGGCUACAAAUCGCCGUUGAAGAUCGACGAGGUCCCGACUCUGUCUCCAGAACACAGAGCCGAGAGAUUGGCUCUGCUCUUCGAAUCCAAAUGGCCCAAACCGCACGAGAACUCCAAGCACCCUGUCCGAACGACUCUGCUCCGGUGUUUCUGGAAGGAAGUCGCUUUCACCGCGUUCUUAGCCAUCGUUCGUCUCUGCGUUAUGUACGUUGGUCCGGUUCUCAUCCAAAGCUUCGUGGACUUCACCUCCGGGAAAAGAAGAUCGUCAAUGGAGGGUUACUAUCUCGUUCUCAUUCUCCUGGUGGCUAAAUUCGUCGAGGUCUUGACGACACAUCAGUUCAAUUUCAAUUCCCAGAAGCUUGGAAUGCUUAUCCGAUCGACCCUGAUUACUGCGUUGUACAAGAAGGGUCUGAAGCUCACUUGCUCUGCACGUCAGGCUCACGGUGUCGGACAGAUCGUGAAUUACAUGGCCGUGGACGCUCAACAGCUCUCCGACAUGAUGCUUCAGCUUCACGCCAUAUGGCUUAUGCCGAUGCAAGUGACAGUGGCUCUGGUACUUCUCUACGGCAGCCUCGGCGCCUCUGUCGUGACGGCCGUAAUCGGCCUCGUGGGCGUGUUCUUGUUCAUCUUGCUCGGGACGAAACGAAACAACAGAUUCCAGUUCAGCCUGAUGCGGAACCGCGAUUCUCGGAUGAAGGCCACCAACGAAAUGCUCAACUACAUGCGAGUAAUCAAGUUCCAGGCUUGGGAGAAUCACUUCAACAAGAGGAUCCAGAAGUUCCGCGAGAUGGAAUUCACUUGGCUCUCCAAGUUCUUCUACUCCAUAUCCGGUAACAUCAUCGUGCUUUGGAGCACGCCCGUUCUGAUCUCCGCCUUCACGUUCGCGACCGCCCUCGCUCUCGGAAUCAAGCUGGACGCGGCUACAGUGUUCACGGCCACGUCCAUAUUCAAGAUCCUGCAGGAGCCGAUCAGGGCUUUCCCUCAGUCUAUGAUCUCUCUGUCUCAGGCGAUGAUUUCGUUGGGAAGAUUAGAUGCGUACAUGAUCAGCAGAGAGCUGUCUGAAGAGGCCGUGGAGAGAUCCCGCGGCUGCGAAGGUCCAACCGCCGUCGAGAUCAGAAAUGGAAGCUUCAGCUGGGAAGAUGAAGACAACGAACCCGUGUUGAAAGACAUUAACUUUGAGGUUAAAAAGGGCGAGCUCACCGCCAUUGUCGGGACCGUCGGAUCGGGCAAAUCCUCAUUGUUAGCUUCAGUUCUCGGCGAAAUGCAUAAGAUUUCUGGCAAGGUGAGGGUUUGUGGGACAACGGCGUACGUAGCGCAGACAUCUUGGAUCCAGAAUGGGACGGUUCAGGACAACAUCUUGUUUGGUCUGGCGAUGGAUAGGGACAAAUAUAACGAAGUUAUCAAGGUCUGUUGUUUGGACAAAGACCUGCAGAUGAUGGAGUUUGGUGAUCAAACUGAAAUCGGUGAGCGAGGCAUCAACCUUAGCGGAGGCCAGAAGCAGCGAAUACAGCUAGCUCGUGCCGUCUAUCAGGACAGCGAUGUCUACCUGCUUGAUGACGUUUUCAGUGCGGUGGAUGCUCAUACUGGUUCAGACAUAUUCAAGAAUUGCGUAAGAGGAGCUCUGAAAGGCAAGACUAUCUUGCUUGUAACCCAUCAAGUCGACUUCUUGCACAACGUCGAUUGCAUCUUGGUUAUGCGGGAAGGAAUGAUUGUCCAAUCAGGAAAAUAUGACGAGAUACUGAAUUCCGGUGUGGACUUCCGGGCACUGGUGGUGGCUCAUGAAACCUCGAUGGAGCUAGUUGAAGCUGGCGCCAACUCUGCAGCUACGGCUGCCACUGCAACCUCAACCUCCCCAAGACCACCAAUAUCUCCUGGAGUAAACUCACCAAGAACCCCGAGAAAUUCAAUGGACUCUCCCCGUCUAGGCGAGCUGAACGAGGAACAUGUCAAAUCCUUUAUCGGCUCCAAUGUCCCAGAAGAACACGACGGAAAGCUGAUCAAGGAAGAGGAGAGGGAGACAGGACAGGUCAGCCUGCGUGUCUACAAACUGUACUGCACCGAGGCAUAUGGCUGGUGGGGCAUUGUGCUCGUGCUCUUCUUCUCUCUGGCAUGGCAGGGUUCUCUCAUGGCCAGUGAUUAUUGGCUUGCUUACGAAACAUCGGCUGAAAAUGCGGUUUCCUUUAGUGCUUCGGUCUUCAUACGUGUCUAUGUCAUUAUUGCUGUUGUUUCCUUUGUUCUGGUGUUCUUUCGGUCGUUCUACGUCACACACUUGGGGCUCAAGACGGCUCAGAUCUUCUUCGGGCAGAUUCUAAACAGUAUAUUGCAUGCUCCCAUGUCAUUUUUCGACACCACCCCCUCUGGAAGAAUUCUCAGUCGGGCAUCGACCGAUCAAACCAAUGUCGAUAUAUUCAUUCCUUUCAUCAUGGGACUCGUGAUCGCAAUGUACACCACGCUUCUGAGCAUCUUCAUAGUUACCUGCCAGUAUUCUUGGCCUACAAUCUUCUUCGUGAUCCCGCUCGGAUGGCUCAACAUCUGGUAUCGGGGCUAUUACCUCGCAUCAGCUCGGGAACUAACCCGUCUGGACUCGAUCACUAAGGCUCCCGUUAUCCACCAUUUCUCAGAGAGCAUAGCUGGAGUGAUGACAGUCCGGUCGUUCAGGAAGCAGGACAUGUUUAGGAAGGAGAAUGUGAACCGUGUCAACGCUAAUCUCAGGAUGGACUUUCACAACAAUGGAUCCAACGAGUGGCUUGGCUUCCGCCUCGAGCUGAUGGGAAGCUGGGUGCUUUGCAUCUCAGCUCUCUUCAUGAUCUUGCUUCCCAGCAACAUUAUCAAACCCGAGAAUGUAGGGCUUUCACUUUCUUAUGGAUUGUCACUCAACUCGGUUCUAUUCUGGGCAAUUUAUCUGAGCUGCCUUGUGGAGAACAAGAUGGUUUCGGUUGAAAGGAUCAAACAGUUCACUAACAUUCCCUCAGAAGCUGCCUGGGAGAUCAAAGAAACCGUCCCGCCCCCGAGCUGGCCCUUCCAAGGAAAUGUACAUCUCGAAGACCUCAAGGUAAGGUACAGGCCGAACACUCCACUUGUGCUCAAGGGAAUAACUCUGGACAUCCAUGGAGGCGAGAAGAUAGGCGUGGUUGGUCGAACUGGAAGCGGGAAAUCGACACUGAUUCAGGUCUUGUUCAGGCUGGUAGAGCCUUCUGGGGGGAAGAUGAUCAUCGACGGUAUCAAUAUCUGCACUCUAGGGCUUCAUGAUCUCAGGUCGAGAUUGGGGAUUAUUCCUCAAGAACCUGUCCUCUUUGAAGGCACCGUUAGAACCAAUAUCGACCCAACAGAGCAGUAUUCCGACGAAGAAAUCUGGAAGAGCCUCGAACGAUGUCAACUGAAGGAAAUCGUAGCAUCCAAGCCCGAGAAACUCGAUUCUCUCGUUGUGGACAAUGGAGAGAACUGGAGCGUAGGGCAGAGACAGCUGCUGUGUUUGGGGAGGGUAAUGCUGAAACGGAGCAGGCUGCUGUUCCUAGACGAAGCGACGGCAUCAGUGGAUUCCCAGACAGAUGCAGUGAUACAGAAAAUCAUAAGAGAGGACUUUGAAGCGUGCACCAUCAUCAGCAUCGCGCACAGGAUCCCCACUGUCAUGGACUGCGAUCGUGUCCUUGUCAUCGACGCAGGGAGGGCGAAGGAGUUUGACAAACCGGGAAAAUUGCUGGAGAAGCAGUCGGUGUUUGGGGCAUUGGUGCAAGAGUAUGCUCUCCGAUCAGCCGGCCUUUGAUGUCAUUAGCUUCAUUUAUUCUCUUCUCUCUCUCUCUCCCAUGAUCCAAAGAGCCAUCGGAGAUAUACAUCGGAUGAGAUCAAUAAUCAGAGGAUGCUUCCCUUUUUGAUCCUUCUCCUUGUAUUUCUUUCAGGCACCAAGUGUUUAUUCAGUACAGAACCAUUGAAACGGCGCCGUUUGGUUUCAUGUUUCUAGGGUUCCACCUUCGCGCCUUUUCGGCUGCUGCUAUUAAUAAAAGUUUUUCAAGCCAUUAUAAGCC